Molecule: messenger RNA, 447 nt
Organism: Drosophila innubila
Lineage: Eukaryota; Metazoa; Arthropoda; Insecta; Diptera; Drosophilidae
Product: peptidyl-tRNA hydrolase 2
Exons: 1
Coding region: 87-407 (106 amino acids)
Cellular component (GO): cytosol; mitochondrion
Molecular function (GO): peptidyl-tRNA hydrolase activity
Source: RefSeq, a predicted model, not a curated record
GUAAAAUUAUACGUCAACUCGUAAGCGCCAGUGUCGUCGCUGCCAAACCAACAAAACUGGCGCUUAUCGUACGUGGCGACCUCAAGAUGAGCAAGGGCAAAACGGCGGCACAAUGCGCCCACGCUGCAAUCAUGUGUUAUCAGAGCGCGGCAGAGGGAAGUGAGAUUCAAAAUGCUGUGCUGCAACGCUGGUGUCGCAUGGGGCAGCCAAAGAUCGUGUUGCGCGUGGACAGCUACGAGCAGUUGAACGGACUGCAAAUCAAGGCACAAGAGGCGAAUGUUGUCGCUGCAUUGGUCAGAGACGCCGGACGGACGCAGCUUGAAGCCGGCACAGCAACGGUUCUGGGCCUGGGACCUGCACCAGCAACUGAUCUGGACAAACUGGUUGCUCAUUUGAAACUUUUGUAAAUAGAGAAAGCAUUUUUAAUAAUAUACUAAACACAACAAA